Paramormyrops kingsleyae is the source of this 2854-nucleotide messenger RNA. Its product is annotated as OTU domain-containing protein 1. Lineage: Eukaryota; Metazoa; Chordata; Actinopteri; Osteoglossiformes; Mormyridae. Gene Ontology annotation, biological process: protein K63-linked deubiquitination. The record is from RefSeq and is a predicted model, not a curated record. Gene Ontology annotation, molecular function: cysteine-type deubiquitinase activity.
GUGAUCCUAUUCAUUCGCUCACCACUUGAUUCGUACUAUGAAGUAGUAUGAAAGCAGAGUGUGGUUUUCCUUGUGUAAUUGCAGCCAGUGGUACUGCUUGCCAAGGAGGAAUACUCUGCGAUUCUUUAAAGAUCAAUCUUCUGGGACAUUUUAGUUUUUACUCUUGCCAACCAGAAAUAUUAAGACCAAUAAUGUCGGUUCAAAGGCGGGACUUCCUUAAUCCUAAGGGCCAGUGUAGUUUCCUCGUUUGGUUUCUAUCUGAAGCGUAAUUAGAUCGCCGAGAUUUGGCGAGUUUCUGGAUGUCUGUGUCCCUUUCGCCUGCUUUGUUUUCAUGAACCGUAAGCGCGUUGUGACGCAUUGAAUAGCUUCUCUCCGGUACUGUGCACUGGGAUAUGCGCCGGAGGUUCUACCCUGGACGGGGAUCCUAAAGGAGAGGCUCCGAUUACAUUCCCAGCGCUAUAAUUAGGGGGAACUCGACGCUGACGCAAGAUGGCUAAUGUUGGAUCUUCACCGUGUAUCAGCGGGAAUUAGAGUCUGACUUAGUGGCGGCUCUUUGGGGCAUCUGCGUUUGUCGAUGGACGUGUGUAUUUCUGCGCGUUUUCAUCAUUUCGCAUUGUAGCCUCGCUGCUUUCAUAUAAAAGGAACGGCUCUGGAGAUGCAGCUGUACAGCAGUGCAUUGAUACAUUACCCUGGCUCUUCCUGCAAAGUUUCGAUCCCCAUUUCAAGUGUCACAGAUCAGGUGCCUAGGAGUACGGUCACCAGCGUCUCCGUGAUCACCAGGACUGACGGCCGAGGUGGCAUCAGGCGUACGGAAGAUCAGACAGGAGGGAGUGUAGCUGUUGAAAACAUGCCCGAUCAUUCCUGCUACGAAGCAGUACCCAGCAAACCAGCCCACUACACUUCAACUGCCGAGAUCCUCGUAACUCGCCCCAAUGGAGUCGAGCGCUCCGUUCCUAUCCACGUUAUUGUGGGUCCGAGAAACAAACUUUCGUCUUCCGCACAAUUACAACGCGCACAGCCGUCACUUGUCGACAUGAAGGGCCCGUAUGUGUCGGACAGCCAGCUGAUCGAGAACUUCAUGGGUGAGAUGGAGGGCGGGGUGGACGCGCUGGACGAGUACCGCAAAGUGCUGGAGAACAACCUGAUUAACAUGGACAAGACGUCGGCUGCGAUGCCGUGCAGAAACGGUGCUGGUGUGGGGACAUUGGACAGCGAAACCGGGGAAAGGGCGCCCCCUGGGAUAGGAGUCACUCAAGAUCGUCUCGAACACUUGGGACAUGGACUGGAUCCCAGAAGGGGUACAAGAACCGUCCAGAUCACACGGCCAAUCAGGGAGGAGGACGCGGCGUCCGCUGGAGCGCCUCUUUCAAACGAUCCCGAAAGUGCCGUGGAAGGCGAGCUGGAAGCGAGGGAUCGGGAGCCGAACUACCUGUCCGAAGUGGAGCGUCAGAACCAGUACCUUAAAGACAGACAGAAAUACCGGUUCCACAUAAUCCCUGACGGCAACUGCCUGUACAGGGCGGUCUGCAAAGCAGUUUUUGGCAACCAGUCCAUGCACAGGGAGCUGCGGGAGGAGACUAUGCACCACAUAGCCGAUCACCUGGAGGCGUUUAACCCCAUAAUCGAAGGAGACAUUGGGGAGUUUCUGAUAAACGCUGCGCAGGACGGGGUCUGGGCUGGAUACCCAGAGCUGCUGGCCAUGAGUCAGAUGCUGCAUGUCAACAUACACCUGACCACGGGGGGCAGUUUAGAAAGUCCCACGGUGUCCACCAUGGUGCACUACCUUGGCGAAGAAGACGCUUCCAAGCCCACGAUUUGGCUGAGUUGGCUGAGUAAUGGUCACUACGACGCCCUGUUUGACAGAUGCUUGCCGAACCCGGAGUACGAGAGCUGGUGCCGACAGACUCAUGUCCAGAGGAGACGGGAUGAGGAACUUGCCAAGUCAAUGGCAGCCUCUUUGUCCAGGAUGUACAUUGAACAAAAUGGUUCCUGCUGAAGAAAUAUAAUUACGACCUGGAUGCACUGUAUUGCAUCGCCUUAAUUGAUUUUCUUAGCUGAAUUUCAGUUUGCCUUUCAUUUUAUGCUAAGCCGCAACAGGUUUCGCUCCGACUGUAAGUUUACUGCUGUAUUUGUUGUUUUCAUAAGAGGAGUAGCCCAUUUGUAUGAAAUGAACCAUGAGUUUUCUUCUAGGCUGUUACUGGAGUUUUAUUUCUGUCGCUACUGUCUGCCGUGGUAGACAGUUUGAAAUAUCCGUUUAAAACCUUUAUUUAUCAUAUCCAUCAAAUCUUUAUGUGGUCUGAUUUCUGUCCUUACGAUAAAUUGUUGAAGCACUUAAAACUCGGAGUCAAACCGAAUUGUCACAGAUUAACAAUUUUGCUUAUAUUUAUCUGACUUUAAAACCAGUGUAAGGUUUUGUAUUAAGUACCUGUAAUACGUAUUUUUCCAAGUUGUUUGAUAGACGAACUUUUGUAAUGAAGAUAGCUGAAAUGUUUUUCUUUUUAACUGAGGACUUGUAUUGUCUCUGAGUAUUAAAGGCAAUUUAAUGUAAUAUAGGACUAAUGCGAUGAAAUUUCCGUAAUUUCCCAAUUAAUCUUGACCAUGUUAUCCGUGUGUUUACCUGUUGCGAUUGCAGGAGGGGGAAUUUUAUGAACCGCCAUUCGAUCGUUCUGUGUUCGUUUACAGUUCUGGAUUUCCUGUUGAACCUUCUUGUCAUGUUGAUGAUUAAUAAAAAGUAAUAUUAUACAUUUGGAUUAAAUAAAUUAAAAAUAUAUAUUUUUGCUGUAUUUUGGUGCAGUGCAAACGGUUUUUAAAUGCGGGGAAUAAGACACAAUGUGGCGUACUGAGUAAAGUCAAA